Messenger RNA from Chelonoidis abingdonii (Abingdon island giant tortoise), 3518 nucleotides. Lineage: Eukaryota; Metazoa; Chordata; Testudines; Testudinidae. The record is from RefSeq and is a predicted model, not a curated record.
CGCCCGAAGGGGAGACCGCGGCACGACCCGGAACUGCAGACGGCGGCGGCUCCGCGCGGUGCGCGGGCCGGAGUUGCUGUGUGGGGCGGGGAAGGUUCCGCGCAGGGGCCGGAGAACCAGGACCAUGCCGCCCCCCAAAGACGUGGUGAAAAUCGCCAUUCAGAUGAUGGGAGCCAUCCCGCAGCUCAUCGAACUCAACCAGACCAAGCCCCUGGCUGCGGUUGUGAAGGAGGUUUGUGACGUGUGGAACCUGGGCAAUGCGGAGCACUACGCCCUGCAGUACGUGGACGGGCAGCAGACGUACAUCACCGAGUCGAACCGUGCGGAGAUUAAGAAUGGGAGCAUCCUGCGGCUGACCACUUCUCCAGAUCAGGAGGCAGAGCGGCUGCUUAGCGGGAUCCAGAGUCACAACCUGGACGUGAAGGCAGACUCCCUGAAGAAGCUGGCGAACCUCUCCCGAGACAUCACCUUUGCCCAGGAGUUCAUCAAUAGGAACGGCUUGAAACAGCUCUUCCUUAUUGUGGAAGAGGGGAACGAUAUAGGGGAGAUUCUAGCUCACACCCUGAAGGCCUUCAUGGAGCUGAUGGAGCAUGAUUUUGUCUCCUGGGAGACCCUGAGUCCGGCCUUCAUCAAAAAAAUAGUGAGGUACGUCAACACGGCUGGGAUGGAUGCCUCCGUCCAGCAGCUCUCCCUGUCCAUCCUGGAGAACAUGGUCCCGAGCAGCCGCCUCCUCUUUGAGCUGGUCAAACGUGAAGUGACCCUGGAUCGCCUCCUCACCCACCUGCAGAUGACCAACCAGCAGCUGCAGCUCAAAGCCAUGGCGCUGCUCAUCGCCCUGCUGCUGAAUGCCAGCGAUGCGGAGAGGAGGGACAUGAUGGGCUAUCUGAGCGAGAGAAACAUCCGGCAGUUCAUUCACAAGAACAUUAUCCAUGCCUCGGAGCCGAUGGGGGAUGAGAUGGCCCAUUAUCUCUACGUGCUGCAGUCCAUCACCCUCAACCUGCUGGAGCGGAGGAUGCGGACCCCCAUGGACCCCUACUCGCAGGAGCAACGGGAGCUUCUCCAGUUCCUGCGUCACAGUGCCUUCGAGUUGGAGAGCGAGCCUUCUGCCGGCACCGUCAGCGCGGAGCGCCGGCGCUCUGUGUGCGUCACGGAGUUCCGCAAGCUGGGCUUCCAGAACUACAGUAACCCUGCCCAGGACCUGCACCGCACGCCCCCGGGACUGCUGGCUCUGGACAACAUGGUCUACUUCUCCAGACACUGCCCGAGCGCCUAUAGCAGAGUGAGUGUGUUCCUGGCUCGUGAGCUGCGCCCCAGGCACAGCCCUGGGAGGUUUCUCCCAUCUCGCCAGUUUGUCCUUGAGAACAGCAGCCGUGACGAUAAACACGAGUGCCCGUUUGCCCGGAGUAGCAUCCAGCUCACCCUGGCCCUCUGCGAGAUCCUGCAUGUCGGGGAACCAUGCUCGGAGACUGCCCAGGCCUUCUACCUCAUGUUCUUCGGUCAGGACCACUUCUUCCAGGAGCUCUUCUGUAUCUGCAUCCAGCUGCAGAACAAGACCUGGAAGGAGAUGCGUGCCACGCAGGAGGACUUCGACAAGGUGCUGCAGGUGGUCCGGGAGCAGAUCACCCGGACCCUGUCCCUCAAACCCACCUCCCUGGAGCUGUUCAAGACCAGAGUGAACGCACUUAACUACAGCGAGAUCCUGAGACUGCGGCAGACGGAGAGGAUGCACCAGGAGGAGACGCUGGCCGCACCCGUGCUGGAACUGCGAGAGAGGCUCAAGCCCGAGCUCCUGCAGCUGAUCCGCCAGCAGCGGCUCCUGCGGCUCUGCGAGGGGACCCUCUUCCGCAAGAUCAGCAGCCGCCGCAGACAGGAUAAGCUGUGGUACUGCCGCCUGUCCCCCAACCACAAGGUGCUGCACUACGGAGAUGUGGAGCAGGGAGUGCAGAGCCCCCCCAUUGAGAGCCUGCCGGAGAAGAUUCCCGUGGCUGACAUCAAGGAGCUGCUGGUUGGCAGGGAGUGCCCGCACAUGAAGGAGAAGGGCUCCGGGAAACACAACAAGGAUGUCCUGGACCUGGCCUUCUCCAUUAGCUAUGACGUGGAGGAGUACUACCUGAACUUCAUCGCCCCCACUCGCUAUGAGUUCUGCCUGUGGAUGGACGGCCUGAACGUGCUGCUGGGUCGAGAGAUGACGAGCGAGCGAACCCAGAGCGAGCUCGACAUCCUGCUCUCCAUGGAGCUCAAGCUGCGCCUCCUGGACCUGGAGAACAUUUCCAUCCCUGACGCCCCUCCCCCUGUCCCCAACCCCCCCAGCAAUUUAAACUUCUGCUAUGACUUCAGCCCCCAUGAACAGUGAGGGCCUUCGCCCCGGCCAUGGUGCUCUUGCUCCCCUGAGCCAGCCCCAGCUCCUGGCCCUGCUAGCGGUAAGUCUGGGCCAGAGGCUGCGCUGGAAGGGGGAGGAAGGGAAAACCUGACUCCCCACCGUGGCCCCUCUUGCUGGGCAGAGCGAGUGGGGGAGGAAACUCGCUCUGACCUGGGCCGUGAUUCCUUUUCCCCCCUUGUCCUGGUUCUGCCCCGGGGGAGCCGCUGCCCUGACCAAGCGGGGCUUACCCCAGUGCCUCAUUGCCCCUCACUGCACUGGUGCUGCUGCUGUUAUUGCACCAUGGGGGUGGCCUGGGGCUCCCCGCUCCCCACGGCAGCCUGCUCCUGGGGGGUUGACAGAGCCUUUGGCUGGUGCCAUCCUCCUGCAGGAGUCCUCAGCUGCUGAGCUGGUACGAUACAGGACAGCUCGGCACACCCCAGGGAAAGACGCCAAGGUGGCACCUGAGAAGGUACGAUCCUGUGCUGCCCUGCGCUCCCCCUGCCGCGCUCUGGGCACGGGACGCACAGUGAUAAGUGACAGCCUGAGCGGGGGGGCUGGUGCCUCUCCCUGGCCCAGUACCUGCUGAGGCUUUCUCUGCUGCUGGCUCAUCAGCCAAAGGCCUGGCUGACAUUCAGCACCGCCCGAGGAAGCUAAAAUGUCAUGCUGCAGGGCAGGGGCCAGCUGUUGUCCUGAGCUUUGACGUGGUGCCAGCAGCCCGUGUUAUUCUUUAUGGACAAGAGGGCGUUUGGGGGGAAAUCUGCCUUCCAGCAACUACGGUGUUAAUGCUGCUGGGGCCAAAUGGCUGAGCAACUCGCUGAGGACAAGAAAGGGAUUCCUGGCCAGGCUGCCAGGGCCCCACCGGGCCUGUGGCUCAAGCUGCGUGAGGUGAGCCGAGCUGUCCCGGUCCCAGCCCAGCACGGUCUGUCUUGCCCCGGGAGCCACUGCACCCUCUUAGCCAGAAUGCUGCCUGCUUCCCUGGCCCCUCACCCUGCUCUGUACUGCUCCGGCCUGGUGCCUCUACUGAGAGGGACCCCAUGGCACCAGCCCACCCCCCUCCCUCCUCUGGUACGUGGGACUGUAACAGUACUAAGGGAAGCUGCCUGAUUGUCUCAGCACUGUCCCCUGCCCUGGGGCUGAGAACAGAUCCCUUCCACCCCCC